CUGAAAAUUUUGAAACUCAAGCGUCUGCCCUUCUGGAAGAAGAGAAGAAUAGCUAAUUGCGAUGCAAUUAUGGAAUAAUUUGGUAGGAUUUUUUUUAUCAGAACCAAAUCAAAUCUCUAAUUUUGUGACUUUCAAUUUGCCGAGUACUUAGAUUUAUUCCAAAACAAAAAGAACAAGAAUGACUCACCUCGCCCCUACAAAAAGAACAAUAAUGACUCACCUUUAAGUCACUAGUAUAUAAAAGGGCCUUUCUUUGCCCUUUAUUUCUCUUCUUCUUUUUUUUUUUGAAAAAAAACAAAACAAGAAUAAGAGAAAGAAGCUUGUUUCUAGUUUUUUUAUGUCUAUUGCUUUUUAUUUAAUUACUUCUGGUCUUUUGGCAUUCGAUAAAACUUAUAUUGAUAACAUUUUAAUCAAGUAAAACAACAUGCAUAUCAUUGACUCAAUUCCUCUUUCUACUCCUCCUCCCUCUGUCAAUUCCCGUGAAGGUGCUGCUGUAAAGGUGUCUGAAGAAAUACUCUCCAAUGUGCCUCUUGUAGAUGUCAAGAAAGUUCUCGUCGUAGGCUCAGGUGGUCUCAGUAUCGGUCAAGCAGGUGAAUUUGAUUAUUCAGGUUCACAAGCUAUCAAAGCUUUGCGUGAAUCAGGUAUUCAAACUAUCCUUGUGAAUCCAAACAUUGCCACAAUCCAAACUUCGCAUACUCUGGCUGAUAAAGUCUACUUCUUACCUGUCACAUGUGAAUAUGUCUCUCACAUCCUCGAAAAGGAGCGUCCUGACGGUAUCUUGCUUACAUUCGGUGGCCAGACAGCCUUAAACUGUGGUAUUGAGCUCGAUCGCUCGGGUAUCCUCAAACGCUUAAACGUCAAGGUUCUUGGUACACCCAUCAAGACCUUAAUCACCUCUGAGGAUCGUGAUUUGUUUGUCAAAGCGCUUAAUGAAAUUGAUAUUCCCGUCGCCCAGUCUACCGCUGUUUCAACUGUCGAUGAGGCAUUAGAAGCUGCCCGUGUGAUUGGCUAUCCUGUCAUUGUCCGCUGCGCCUACGCAUUAGGUGGUCUUGGCUCUGGUUUUGCUGAUAAUGAAGCUGAAUUGCGUUCAUUAGCCACCAAGUCAUUAUCCCUUGUUCCUCAAUUAUUGGUAGAAAGAUCAAUGAAGGGCUGGAAAGAGAUUGAAUAUGAAGUCAUGCGUGACUCUGCCAAUAACUGUAUCACCAUCUGUAACAUGGAAAACUUUGAUCCUUUGGGUGUUCACACUGGUGAAUCUAUUGUCGUUGCUCCUUCUCAAACAUUAAGCGAUGAAGAAUAUCAUAUGCUUCGUACAGCUGCUAUCAAGAUUAUUCGUCACUUGGGUGUUGUAGGUGAAUGUAAUGUUCAGUAUGCUCUCAACCCUAGGAGCUUAGAAUACAGAGUCAUCGAAGUCAAUGCUCGUCUGAGUCGUUCUAGUGCUCUUGCUUCUAAAGCCACUGGCUAUCCUCUUGCCUUUAUUGCUGCCAAGAUCGCACUGGGUCAUACCUUACCUAGUCUCCAAAAUGCAGUUACCAAGACAACGACAGCUUGCUUUGAACCUGCUCUCGAUUACGUCGUAACCAAAAUCCCUCGCUGGGAUCUUGCCAAGUUCCAGUAUGUUGAUCGCCACAUCGGUUCUGCCAUGAAAUCUGUCGGCGAAGUCAUGGCUGUUGGUAGAACAUUUGAAGAAAGUUUGCAAAAGGCCAUUCGUCAAAUCGACCCCCGUUUCCUUGGAUUUGAAGGCCUUCCUGAAGAGUUUGAAGACGUUGAUGAUGUGCUUCGCAACCCUACUGAUCAACGUUUAUUUGCUCUUGGUCAAGUCAUGUUAAAUAAGGACAAGGCUAUUCGUGAACGAUACACGGUUGACAAAUUGAACGAGUUAACCAACAUCGACAAAUGGUUCCUGUAUAAACUACAAAAGAUCGCUCGUAUUCAGUUGACGCUGUCUGAACAAGCAAACAUUCCACUCAAUCAAUUUCCUGCUGAACUCCUUUUGGAUGCCAAGAAGACUGGUUUUGCUGACAUCAAGAUUGCUCAAUUGAUUGGAUCCGACGAGCUUUCCGUUCGAGCAUUACGUAAACAACAUGGUAUCGUGCCUACUGUCAAACGAAUUGACACCGUGGCCGCCGAGUUCCCUGCUCACACCAACUACCUCUACACGACUUACAACGCAGCCAAGAACGAUGUGUCAUUUGAAGAUAAGGGUACUAUGGUUCUUGGCUCUGGUGUCUACCGUAUUGGUUCAUCUGUCGAGUUUGAUUGGUGUGGCGUAUCUUGUACGCGAUCCUUGCGCGAACUUGGUGAAAAGACAAUCAUGGUGAACUACAAUCCAGAAACUGUAUCGACUGACUUUGAUGAGUGCGACCGUCUGUACUUUGAAGAACUCAGCUUUGAGCGUGUGAUGGAUAUUGCGGAACUCGAAGGCGCCAAGGGCGUUGUAGUGAGUGUGGGUGGUCAGCUGCCUCAGAACAUUGCUCUCAAGUUACACCAGAACAAGGUCAACAUCCUUGGCACCUCCCCCGUAAUGAUUGAUGCCGCUGAGGAUCGUUUCCAAUUCUCAAAGAUGCUAGACAAGAUUGGCGUAGAUCAACCUGCUUGGAAGGAGCUUAGUAGCGUGGAAGAUGCAUUCCAAUUUGCACAGGACGUAGGCUAUCCAGUUCUUGUUCGCCCCUCUUAUGUUCUGUCUGGUGCGGCAAUGAAUGUAGCUUAUACUCCUGAAGCACUUAAACACAAUCUUACUUAUGCCACGAGUGUUUCUCCUCUGCACCCUGUUGUGAUCACAAAGUUUAUUGAGAAUGCCCAAGAAAUCGAUGUUGACUGUGUUGCAAGCAACGGUGUCGUCCUCGUUCACGCUGUCUCGGAACACGUCGAGAAUGCUGGUGUGCAUUCUGGUGAUGCUACCUUGGUCUUACCUCCUCGUGACCUCUCUCAACAGACGAUGACUCGUUUAAAGGACAUCGCAGACAAAGUUGCCGAAGCCUUCCAGAUCACGGGACCAUUUAAUAUGCAGAUUAUCAAGCAGGACAUCCCUGGUCAGCAAGAACCUUUACUCAAGGUCAUCGAGUGUAACCUUCGUGCCUCUCGUUCCUUCCCAUUUGUAUCCAAGGUAUUGGGCGUUAACUUUAUCGAUGUGGCUACACGAGCCCUUGCCCAAAAGGGAGUUCCUUCUGCAGUCGAUUUGAUGAAAAAGGAAUAUGCUUAUCAAGCCAUCAAAGUACCUCAAUUCUCCUGGACUCGUUUGCAAGGCGCUGAUCCUUUCUUGGGAGUCGAAAUGGCAUCUACAGGAGAAGUCGCCUGCUUUGGUAAAGACAAGCAUCAAGCAUUCUGGGCCGCCAUACAAGCAACACAAAACUUUAGAAUUCCUAAACAAGGGACUGGUGUGUUGAUUGGAGGAGACCGUGUAACAGACAUGAACGAUUAUAUAUUUAUAGCAAAAACAUUACAUCAUCAACUUGGACAUCCUAUUUUUGUGCCUACCGAACAAGAUAAAGCAGUGAUGGACAAGAAUGGCGUUCCUUCUGUUUGUUUGCCGAUCGCUUCAUGCGCGGAAGAUAAGAGACAGCUUGGAAAGUUGUUCAAGGAAAAUCAAAUCGAUUUGGUGAUACAUCUGGCCAAGGUUCGUGCACCAGACCAAUUGGAUGAAGGCUAUGUCUGUCGUCGAGCAGCUGUAGACUUUGGUAUUCCUUUAUUGAAUGAUUCCAAGGUUGCAGUAUUAUUUGCAGAAUCAUGUGUAAAGCACAGAGUUGAACAUAGCAAUGGUAUUCCUGAUGAAGUCAAGAGCUGGAGUGACUUUGUUGAUGCAAAAAUUUAGAUUUCAUUAUAAUAAAUAGAGUUUAUUUCAUCGUGCAUAAAGCAUUUUGUGUGUUGAACAGUGCGUGUAUUAUAAAAUGUCGCACGAAGGGGGAAAGAAUCAAUGGGAAAAUGGCUUUUUUUUUUUCUUUAUGCACUCCUGUUGUCCCUUGUUUUAUCAUUCAUCUAAAGCGUGGCAGAACAUGUCAAUUUUCCCCUUUCUUUAAAAGUUAAAUUGAUUUAAACAAAUCUUUAAACAAUAGAUGGUUGAGUCUGUCAAAGCUUCAUAACUUUUGUCUUUUAAACCUUAUUAAGUAUAGCUAUGUUCCAUAGCCUUCUAUUAUAAAAAAAAA
Rhizopus microsporus ATCC 52813 is the source of this 4139-nucleotide messenger RNA. RefSeq names its product carbamoyl-phosphate synthase. The transcript has 3 exons. Gene Ontology annotation, molecular function: ATP binding; aspartate carbamoyltransferase activity; dihydroorotase activity. NCBI's taxonomy places the organism in Eukaryota, Fungi, Mucoromycota, Mucoromycetes, Mucorales, Rhizopodaceae. The record is from RefSeq and is a predicted model, not a curated record. Gene Ontology annotation, biological process: UTP biosynthetic process; 'de novo' pyrimidine nucleobase biosynthetic process; L-citrulline biosynthetic process. Bases 425 to 3808 code for a protein of 1127 amino acids. Gene Ontology annotation, cellular component: cytoplasm; cytosol.